UUCUGUCUCUUUUUCUCCCAUUUUCUCUCUCUCCAAACACCAUCCUUUCUCCUCUCUCUCUCUCUGACACCACCUCCUCUCUGCAAACUUCACUGUGCAAGCCUUUGCUUGUCUUUCUCGCUUUUCUUUGUCUCUUUUCGCUCAAAAGCUUCCUCACUUUUAUAUUCUCUAUCGCCCUCUCCACAAUUACACACACUCAUCAGCUUCUGCCAGUCAUGCUUCAGAGCUUAGUUCCUCAAUCUCCAAUCGGCGCCGCGAACCCUAACAAUAACCCUAGCUCCUCAUCUUCCUCCAUGAAGACCAAACGCGUCGACCGCGACCUCGCCGGCGGAGAAUCAUCCGGCGAAGACCCCUCCUUCACCAAGCGCCCCAAUUCCGGCCGGAAUUUCUCCCGCGAAAAAACCUCAGACGACCGCGAGACGGAGCCGGUCGCCGAGGGCGAGUCGGCCGGUCUCAGACUCCUCGGGCUUCUCCUACAAUGCGCCGAGUGCGUCGCCAUGGACAGCCUCGACGAAGCCAGCGACCUCCUCCCGGAGAUCGCCGAGCUCUCCUCGCCGUUCGGAUCUUCGCCGGAGCGAGUUGGCGCAUAUUUUGCGCACGCGCUUCAGACGCGCGUGAUCAGCUCCUGCUUAGGCACCUACUCUCCCCUCACCACCAAAACCCUAACAUUAGCUCAGUCCCAGCGGAUCUUCAACGCUCUGCAAUCCUACAACUCCAUCAGUCCUCUAGUCAAAUUCUCUCACUUCACGUCCAACCAAGCCAUCUUCCAGGCCUUGGACGGCGAGGAUCACGUCCACGUCAUCGAUUUGGAUAUAAUGCAAGGCCUCCAGUGGCCAGGAUUGUUCCACAUCUUAGCCUCGCGGUCGAAGAAGAUCCGAUCAAUGCGGAUAACCGGGUUCGGAUCCUCGUCGGAGCUUCUUGAGUCGACCGGGCGGAGACUUGCAGAUUUCGCGAGCUCGCUCGGCCUCCCCUUCGAGUUCCGGCCCCUGGAGGGCAAAAUCGGAAGCAUCACCGAGCUGAGUCAACUUGGAGUGAGACCGGACGAGGCCACAGUGGUCCACUGGAUGCACCAUUGUCUGUACGACGUCACCGGCAGUGAUUUGGCGACGCUGAGAUUGCUGGGCUCGCUGAGACCGAAGCUGAUCACGAUCGCCGAGCAGGACCUGAGCCAUAGCGGAAGCUUCUUGGGGAGGUUCGUGGAGGCCUUGCAUUACUACAGUGCGCUGUUUGACGCGCUUGGGGAUGGAUUGGGAGCGGACAGCCUAGAGAGGCAUAUGGUGGAGCAGCAGCUGUUUGGCUGCGAGAUUAGGAAUAUUCUGGCCGUGGGUGGGCCCAAGAGGACCGGGGAGGUGAAGGUGGAGAGGUGGGGGGAUGAGUUGAAGCGGGUCGGGUUUCGGCCCGUUUCGCUUGGCGGGAACCCGGCGGCCCAGGCAAGCUUGCUGCUUGGGAUGUUUCCCUGGAAAGGAUACACGUUGGUUGAGGAAAAUGGGUGCUUGAAGUUAGGUUGGAAGGACCUCUCCUUGCUCACAGCCUCUGCUUGGCAGCCGUUGGAUUGAAUUACUUUGACCCGAUUGGGCGAUUGGGUUGCCUGGAUGUUGCGAAGGAGACCAACAUGAUCCACCACUUUGUUUAUUGGGGUGAGAUUGAUGAACACUGGGGAGUGAUGAAUUUGAUAAUUGGCAAACCAAUUAUCACAUGAUGUUGGGGAUCGGUGGUUGUAUUUGUUUUCACUUGGCUGUAAUUCUUUGAAGGAUAAAAACAAUGUAGUUAGUUUUUAUUUUUUAUAUUUAAAUUUAUAUGUGAAAAGAAAAAAGAAAAAGGAAAAAGAUCCAUAUCUGAUGGGGUCUAAUCUAUAGAUGGUGAAUUCAAGUGACAA
Messenger RNA from Prunus dulcis (almond), 1876 nucleotides. Its product is annotated as scarecrow-like protein 23. Gene Ontology annotation, biological process: regulation of DNA-templated transcription; bundle sheath cell fate specification; leaf development. The transcript has a single exon. The coding region runs from base 216 to 1556 and encodes 446 amino acids. The record is from RefSeq and is a predicted model, not a curated record. NCBI's taxonomy places the organism in Eukaryota, Viridiplantae, Streptophyta, Magnoliopsida, Rosales, Rosaceae. Gene Ontology annotation, molecular function: sequence-specific DNA binding; DNA-binding transcription factor activity. Gene Ontology annotation, cellular component: nucleus.